This is a messenger RNA of Leptosia nina, 528 nucleotides long. The record is from the annotation of a GenBank genome assembly. NCBI's taxonomy places the organism in Eukaryota, Metazoa, Arthropoda, Insecta, Lepidoptera, Pieridae.
AUGUCUGUUUAUCCAUUCUUUGUGGAAUAUGAGCGUCCCCGGCCACGCCAGCGUUUGAUGGACCAGCAUUUUGGUCUGGGACUGACGCCAAACGACUACCUCACCAUCGUGGCGGUGCCGCAAGUUAAUAAUAACUACUACAGACCAUGGAGAAAUCUUCGCUCAACUAACCAGGACGAAGGAUCAACGAUUAGGAAUGAAAAGGAUAAGUUUCAAGUCAAUUUAGACGUGCAACACUUUGCCCCAGAAGAUAUUUCGGUAAAAACAGCUGACGGCUUCUUAGUCGUAGAAGCGAAACAUGACGAGAAACAGGAUGAGCACGGGUUCAUAUCUCGUGGUUUUGUGCGGCGGUAUCCGUUACCAGAAGGCAUUGAAGAGUCAGCGGUGAUUUCCAAGCUGUCUUCAGAUGGGGUCCUCUCAAUCACAGCGCCUUUAAAACCUUCACCCAAAGCGUCGACCGAAAGAAUUGUACCAAUCGUGCAAACCGGGCCGGUUAAAAAGCAAGUAGAAGGAGAGAAGACUGAAUAA